Molecule: messenger RNA, 2418 nt
Organism: Myripristis murdjan (pinecone soldierfish)
Lineage: Eukaryota; Metazoa; Chordata; Actinopteri; Holocentriformes; Holocentridae
Gene: nabp1a
Product: nucleic acid binding protein 1a
Exons: 6
Coding region: 979-1641 (220 amino acids)
Biological process (GO): mitotic G2/M transition checkpoint; double-strand break repair via homologous recombination; response to ionizing radiation
Cellular component (GO): SOSS complex
Molecular function (GO): DNA binding
Source: RefSeq, a predicted model, not a curated record
CUGACGUAGUUUGGGGGCAUUGUUAAAGCAGGGGAAAGCGUGUUAAAAGUUGUAGAGAUUUUAAAUAGUGCAAAGGGGCUUUAGUGUGCUUUAGGGAUAUUUUCACUUAUCAUAACGUUUUUCUAUCAACUCUUCCGCACAGGGGCCACCAUUAGCAGUAGACACAGUAGUCCUGUAAACAAAGCAGUUGGUCAGACUGCGCGGUAGAAAAGCUAACAGCUCCUUCGCUUAAGAAGCACACCAAAAAGCGAUCGGUUGCCUUGAUAGCAUUAACUAAAGCUGCCUCCUCAGUCGGGGGAAAUCUUAAAAGUAGCUAGAGACGUUUAGCAUAGACGGCAACUUAAGCUCUUGUGUGCAAUCACACGGAAUAGCGCUAAGUGGAGCGGUCUUUGUUGGGGGGAAAUAUCUCAGCGCAUGGGAAAGUGAGACUCGGGACUCCCAAUUUAUCAACCUAGUGUCACAAUAUUUGAACAGAAUCGACAUAUUGACUGGUUAAAUAGCUCUACUUCUUACAACCAAUGUCUAAAAGACGGCCCCCACGCUAGCUAAACGUAAUGUGAAGAAGGAAGUAGCUUCCCAUUAUGGCGAGAACCGUGAAAAGACACCCAGUGACUUAUUAUCCUGAAAUUAAGCGAUGCUAGCUAGCUAGCAUUCAGCGAAGCGCUGCUUAGCAAAGCUAACUAGUCUAGUUAACCUGGUAGUGUUGUCUUGUUUUAGAAGGGCAGUUGCUUUCCAGCCCUUUAUUUCAACACCAUAAGUUAAUUGUAUCUGACUGGGUUGUGGUUGGCCAUCUGACUGAGCCGUCGAACUGUUACUGCCGAUAUAAGUUAGUUAGUGAGGCUGAACAAAGGCUUGGCUACCGAGCAGGCAAGUUAGCUCCGCUGCCCCACAGCCACGGCUAGCGUUGGUUUAGAUUUAGCCUACGUGACAGGAAGGCAGCUGUAUCUAGCGUGUUUUGCUGUGAGACCUGCACUAAGGAUGGCAAACCCCACAAACGAGGCCUUGUUCUUGAUAAAGGAUGUGAAACCCGGCUCGAAAAAUUUGAAUAUCGUAUUCAUCGUUUUGGAAAUAGGGCGAGUGACCAAAACGAAGGACGGCCAUGAGGUGCGCUCCUGCAAAGUGGCAGACAAGAGCGGGAGCAUUGCCAUCUCCGUCUGGGACGAGCUAGGCAGCCUUAUUCAGCCAGGGGACAUUAUCCGACUGACCAGGGGAUAUGCAUCCAUUUGGAAGGGCUGCCUGACCCUGUACACUGGGAGAGGAGGAGACCUCCAAAAGAUUGGAGAGUUCUGCAUGGUUUAUUCAGAAGUGCCCAACUUCAGUGAACCAAACCCAGAGCUGCUAGCCCAGGCAAACCAGCAAAACAAGUCUGGUAAACCAGACCAGAAUCAGAGGGGAAACUCUCCACCCAAUCAGAAUUCAGGUACACCUGCUCCACCAGGUAAUGGUGCCAUGCAGCCAUUUGCCAACAACAACCUGCCCCCUGGCACACCCCGUGAUCCUGCAUUUGGGAGCGUUGGGCGACCCAAUGGUCGGUCACCUGGCAACGGAGCGCCUCCAGUGACUGGUGCUGGACCCCCGACAGCCACUAAACCUUCAGUUGCCAUUAGCAAUGGCAGAGACCCACGGCGUGCCAAAAGAUGAAACUGGGGAUGGGGGAUCACGUGGGGAACCUUUCCCAUUUCCCCCCUUUUAACACUUUGCCCCUCUUAUUGCAGCCUACAUUGGCACAACAAGGAAAUAAAUUAUAGGCUACUAGUAUAAUUUUUAUACAGGCUAACCUAGUCAAAUGUGUCAUUUGUUGAGUAUAGUGCAAGUAGUGCUCUCAGUUAACAGCACAGUGUGUGAUUGUGAUCUACCACUUGAUGCACUAGCAGGGCUUAUUGAACUGUCAAGCUUGCUGCUUGACUUUUGGUCAGCCUUUGUCAAACCAUACCCUUGCCCUCUAAAUCUCACUGCAAGCCGCCAGUUCUGUGCCAGUGUUACCUCCCCAAGCCACCCUUAUUCCUUUCCCCAUUUUGUUCUUUGAAACUAUACACCCUACUUGAAGACUUGAUGCACUUUCUCUUAAUUUAUGGCGGAAAACUUCGCUGUCAUUUGAUUCAGGAAAUCAGUUUCUGCUUUUCAGUGGAAAAAAAAGGCCUUAAGUUGGGGAAAAUGAGUUCUUGGACUGAAUGCACAAGCGAAACUCUUCAAAGGGUCUUCCCUAUCUUAACCAAAUCGUAUCAGAAGUGACUCUGUGAAAGGAACGGUGAUAGUUUUGAGUUUUUAACGACAGGUAGGUAGAUUAGAACUAGAUUCAACAGUUUUCAUGACAUGUUUUUCUUGUUUGCCAUCAAUUGUACCUUCAUGAAGGUGGGACCACUUAAAUACUGGCAAAGGGGUUCACCAAAUAAAUUUUACAUUAAUUCUGCUGCCAAA